AUGGCCUAUCGCUUCGUGCCUGGGGAUCAUCUGGGCCCCUAUCUCGAUCACAGCGAGUUCGCCUCGAUCGUGUCGUCGAUCCCCGGCCCCUGGGCCUUCAGAAAGCUUGCCCAGCGUGUGAUCAAUCCGAGCCCGACACAGUCGCUGGCGUCCAGUUCUCUGGAUUCGACCAAUGCCCCGCUGCCUCCAUUUAUCCGGCUUCUGUAUAACCAGUGCCAGCUGAUUGCCCGGGGGUCGGCCAUCGUGGCCAUCACCGCGGCCGCGGUCAAGGCUCAGGCGGCCGCCGGCAGUGGCGGUCUCGGUCUUGGAAGUAUGGCAGGAGCGGCCCUUCCCUCGCCGCAUAUCGGUGAUGCCAGCCCCUCGCUCUUUGGGGCCACUUGUGGGGGGGACCUCUCGUCGGCCAGUCCGGCGGUGGGGACCUGCCCUGGGGCGGGCAUCGGCUCGGGGCUCCUGUCUUCGGCAGCCGCGUUGCAGCACAUCGAUCCGCAGGCCCUGCAGGCGGCGUCCCCGCUGGAACUCGCGGAAGCCGUGGCCCGGCUUGUGUUUGCGGCCUUGGUGGAGACACCGGCGGGGCCGGGCCCCGGUGCUGGCGAGGCUGCCGAAGACACCGUCAACCCCCGGCAUUCCUUCGGCAUUGUGGGCGACUCGCCGCCCCUGGAAGCGGCACCGGGCACCGGUUCGAGCCCGGAGGCCGAGGCCGAGGCCGCGCAGCAGCUCCGCCUGCCCACCAACUCGCCGGAUAUCAAAGCCUCGGCCUCGGUGCCGGUGGGAGUCUCCUCCUCCUGCUCUCCCUCCGGACCUGGUAGUGCUUCGGCCGCGGCUGGCCAGCACCCGUCCACCUGGGCCCUGCUUGAGCUGGCCGAGAAGAUCGCCAGUGUCGCCCUCGGGCAGAAGCUCAUUUCCCUUGACGAUAUUCUCACGGUUCCGGUGACCCUGCCUGUCGUCAUGCAUGUCCUUGCCACCAUGUGUCGCGAAACCCCAGAACGCCGGCUCCAGUUCUACUUCCGCGCCUUCGACCGCGACCACGAUGGCUGGCUCACGCUGUCAGAGCUCACCGAGUCCCAGAACACGCUGAUCCUGAUCUUCGAGAACCAGCCCCUAUCAGACCAGUACUCGCUCUCCGACGACGAGUCACUCCUGAAGUCCUUGACCAACUUCGUUCAGAACACGCUCGGGAAGUCUGUCUUCCAGCAGAACUAUCGUAUCCACCUGAAUGACGUCUGCCAGGAGGCCCAGGUGCUACUGCCCUUCUUCCGCCGCGAGGCCGCCUUCCCUCUGCGCUGA
Molecule: messenger RNA, 1284 nt
Organism: Fonticula alba
Lineage: Eukaryota; Rotosphaerida; Fonticulaceae
Exons: 5
Coding region: 1-1284 (427 amino acids)
Molecular function (GO): calcium ion binding
Source: RefSeq, a predicted model, not a curated record